Brassica napus (rape) is the source of this 795-nucleotide messenger RNA. RefSeq names its product heat shock 70 kDa protein 5-like. The transcript has a single exon. Bases 1 to 795 code for a protein of 264 amino acids. Gene Ontology annotation, cellular component: cytoplasm. Lineage: Eukaryota; Viridiplantae; Streptophyta; Magnoliopsida; Brassicales; Brassicaceae. The record is from RefSeq and is a predicted model, not a curated record. Gene Ontology annotation, molecular function: ATP hydrolysis activity; misfolded protein binding; ATP binding. Gene Ontology annotation, biological process: protein refolding; cellular response to unfolded protein.
AUGAAGGAAGCCGCCGAGUCCUUUUUGGGUCACACUGUUAAAAGCGCUGUCGUUACGGUUUCUGCGUACUUUAAUGAUUCUCAGAGACAGGCCAUGAAGGACGCGGGUUCGAUCUCUGGGCUUAAUAUUUUGAGAAUCAUCAACGAGUCGACUACUGCAGCUAUUGCAUAUGGAUUAGACAAGAAAGGGACUAAGACUGGUGAGAGGAACGUUUUGAUUUUCCAUCUUGGCGGUGGAACGUUCGAUGUUUCGUUGUUGACGAUUGAAGAAGGUGUGUUCGAGGUAAAAGCUACGGCUGGUGAUACUCACCUCGGUGGUGAGGACUUUGACAACAGACUUGUGAACCAUUUCGUUGUGGAGUUCAAGAGGAAGCAUAAGAAGGAUGUUAGUGGGAACGCGAGGGCGUUGAGGAGGCUGAGAACGGCUUGCGAGAGAGUGAAGAGAACGCUCUCUUCCACGGCUCAGAUGACUAUAGAGAUCGAUUAUUUGCACGAGGGUGUUGAUUUCUACGCGACGAUCUCCCGCGCGAGGUUUGAGGAGAUGAAAAUGGAUCUCUUCAGGAAAUGUAUGGAUCCUGUGGAGAAAGUUCUGAGAGAUGCUAAGCUUGACAAGAGCUGUGUCCAUGAGGUGGUUCUUGUGGGAGGAUCCACGAGGAUUCCUAAGAUUCAGCAACUUCUGCAAGACUUUUUUAAUGGAAAUGAGCUUUGUAAAAGCAUUAACCCUGAUGAAGCUGUAGCUUACGGAGCUGCCGUUCAGGCGGCGAUUCUGACUGGUGAAGGAAGCGACAAGGUGUAA